AUGACUUCAAACGACGAAGUUGCAAACGAAAUCAAAGCUUCGGCAUUGGAACUUAUUGGGAACACACCUAUCGUUGCUCUCGACAGAAUAUGGUCCGGACCGGGUCGUAUACUGGCUAAAUGUGAAUUCAUGAAUCCCGGAGGGUCAAUAAAAUGCCGCUCGUCACUGCAUAUGAUAAAAAAAGCUCUCGAGAAUGGAGAUCUAAAACCUGGAGCGUCUGUUUUAGAAGUCACAUCUGGUAAUCAAGGAUGUGGUCUGGCAGUUGUUUGUGCAGUAUAUGGACAUCCACUUACUCUUACCAUGUCUGAGGGUAAUAGCGUGCAAAGAGCAUUACACAUGGAAGCCCUCGGUGCAAAGUGUGUUCGAGUACCACAAGUAGAAGGCACUUAUGGUAAUGUAACCUUAGCAGACGUGCAAGCCGCAGAAAAGAAAGGGCUGGAAUUAGUAAAAUUGACAGGUUCAUAUUUUGUGGAUCAAUUUAAUAAUAAGAUGAAUUCAGACACACAUUAUAACAGCACUGGACCGGAAAUUUGGAAGCAAACUGGACACCACGUCGACGCUUUUGUAGCUACAGUCGGCACGGCUGGAACUUUUAUUGGAACGUCUAAAUAUCUUAAGGAAAAGAAUCCUAAUUGUAAAUGUUACGUCGUGGAGCCAAAAGGUUCUGAGCCAAUCAGAGGUCAACCUAUAACGAAACCACUACAUUUGUUACAAGGAUCUGGAUACGGAUGCGUUCCGAAUCUUUUCAGUUUUGGUUACCUUGACGGAACUCUUACCGUAAGCGACGAUGAGGCAUUGUACUACAAAAAACUCAUUGGAGAGAAAGAAGGCUUGUACGUGGGAUACACGAGUGGUGCUAAUGUGGCUGCAGCAGUUAAACUUCUGGAGUCAGGCCAGCUGCCUCCCGACGCAUGGGUCGUUACAAUGCUCAAUGAUACCGGAUUAAAGUACACUCCUAUGUAA
This is a messenger RNA of Vanessa tameamea, 963 nucleotides long. RefSeq lists its product as uncharacterized. Gene Ontology annotation, cellular component: cytoplasm. Bases 1 to 963 code for a protein of 320 amino acids. The transcript has a single exon. Lineage: Eukaryota; Metazoa; Arthropoda; Insecta; Lepidoptera; Nymphalidae. The record is from RefSeq and is a predicted model, not a curated record.